AUGCCUUCUUUUGCUUUUGGAUCUCAUCACCAUUUGGCGAAUCCCAUAGACUCGCCGUACUCCGUCGAAAUUAGCGCCGACGGCGACUCCUCCGACUUGGAUUCUUUGUCUGAGGUCGAUUUAGAGACCGGCCGCUUACCGGAGCUACAUUCCGGUUGCUCUUGUAAAGGUGAUUUGGGUGUUGCUCAUAGUAAGUGUGCUGAAACUUGGUUCAAGAUCAAAGGAAACAUCUGCAUUGAGAAUCUUGCAGUCCCUAUGGUCUCAAUUAUACUUAUAGUUUGGACAUGUGAGAUAUGCGGUGCAAUGGCUCUAAACGUGGCUGGCGAACAGUCAAACCCCGAGAGCACUGCCUCUGCCAAUUCACAAGCAGCUGGAGGACAACAACCUCAAACUCAAACAGAGCCACUGGGAAUCUGGCAUGGUCGCCGUGUUAUGAACUUCUUACUUGCCGCUAUGGUCUUCGCCUUCAUUGUUUCUUGGCUUUUUCACUUCAAAGUCCUCAAGUGA
This is a messenger RNA of Arabis nemorensis, 507 nucleotides long. NCBI's taxonomy places the organism in Eukaryota, Viridiplantae, Streptophyta, Magnoliopsida, Brassicales, Brassicaceae. The record is from the annotation of a GenBank genome assembly.